UGGUCAGAUUUCGGCCACCGGGUUAAGCGUAAUCGGGGUGGCUUCUCAAGGCGACGGCCUCACUUACACUGUAACGCUUGUGAAAGAUUUGAGGUCCGCCAUUACGGAGGGAACGGUUUGGGUGGAAGAGGGAGCAGUGCAAGACGUGGCCGGGAAUCCAAACCAAGGCUCGGAGGUUUUGAGAAUCAGCUUCGGCCCCUCCUCGCGCGCCGCGGCCGCGGCCGCGCUCGGCGCGAGGCUCGUCUCCCGGGGCCUCGUAACGACCACCGGCAUCUCUUUAGCGGCGCUUCUCCCCACAGUACUUCUCCAAACGAGCGACCUCCUCGGUGCCUGGGCAGGCGGUAUACCGAGUGCCGCUCCGGGCGCGUUCACACCGCGCUUCGCGACCCGGGGCAACCUACUGGGAAUAAUCGGGACGGUGCAGACGUUCGCGCUAUUUCGGAAGCUGGCAAUCCGCCAGUCCGCUGCGUUUCAGGAAGUGAUCGGAAGCCUCGCAACGAUGAAUUUGGAAAGCCGUCCAAUGACGUCACUUGAGGUCGCCUACGCUGCUGCCCCUGCGCCGGCCCCGUGGGCUUCCAUUGCCGGAUUCCGGAGGCGACUCCUGCAGAACGGAACCGGAACAGGCACCCCCGACCCAGCUUCGGUGUCGACAAGCCGAGCCGAAGGUUGGCACACUUCCGGGCUCAUAUUCGGACGCGCUCUCAUCGUUCUGUCUGCGACGUCCGUCGUCCGGACCGCACUAGCGUACGUGUGGAAGCGCAUCUUCAACCAAAGCUUACCGGACCUGCUUCUGUUCCCAAGAGCUGAGCUCCAAGCGGGAGCCUUCUGCUUCUAUCCGGUGUCCAUCGCGUGCGCAUCGCUUCUGCAAGGCCAAUCGACGGCACAGGCCUUUGUGGGCGCUCUACUCCUUCUGCUCAUUCCGUGCUCCGCCAUCAUCGCAGUGCUGGGUUUCCUUGCGACCCACGUCAUCCUGGGAUCGGAGGCGUACUUCGAGCCGUCCAGAGGUUCUCCGAAGGCGCUCACGUGGCGCGGUCGCGCGGUCGCCGCCUGCUUCGGCGUGCCCUGCGCGGGGCGGUGGACCGACGCGCGCCGGACGCACGGACGUCCGGUCGAGCGAUUCGGACUCCUUUUCGAGUCCGUUCGUCCUCCAGUUUGUAAUGGACGGAAAAGCUUGUUUAAGAGAGAAACUUCAGCUGCAGAGAACGAUACGAACGGGCGUCCGCAAAUUUCGAACGCGUCCGAGCGGAGUGGGGCAGAUAUCGGACGCAUUGAAGGGUCCGAAAGCGGUGGAAAAAGGAUUGAGCGGCCCGGAUUGUCCGAGAUGGGUGGGCAGAGUUCUCGAAGGAUGAAACCACUCCUGCUUGGGGCAGGACUGGGUUGGCCUGUUGCGGACGGUGCGCGCGCGCUCGUCCGGAUGCUGCGGACGUGCCACGUGGGCGCGAUCUUCACGAAGCGGCUGGUUUUUGCGGCGCUUCUCGCAGCGAGAGAGCGCCACGUGGCGGGCUCGGAGCCGGGGCUGAGCCAAGUGGGCCUAUCUCUGACGACGUCAGCGGCCUUCCUCUCCUGGCUGUUGAUUGCCAAACCUUACGUCAGCCAAGCCUUGCAAGGCGUCGAGAUGGCGACGGGAUUCGUCGAAGUUUUUACGCUGAGCUUAGCGCUGCAAUCUGGCCGGGUGGAGCGGAAGGCAUUCCAGCGCGGAACUGCGGGCACCGGAAGCUUGACGGAAGAAGAAAGGAAAUUGGGCGCAGGGAUGCUGGGGCUUCAAAUCGUGGCCGUUGGAGUGCAGACGGGGUAUCAGUGGUGGGCAGCCAUUGUUGGGUUAAGAGCACACUGGAAGAUGUGGAAGGAGAGACGAGAAGUACAAGCAGAGAAAAGAAGGUCUUCUGAGAUGCUUAGGAAGAGUGAAAACCAUUUGACGUCGAACCGAGGGAGGGAUAGGGGACCAAGAGACCUUCAGUCUGUAUCGGGGGAUAAGGAGGGGCGGGGUGCUAAACGUGAAAGAGGAGAAGAUGAGGUCAGAGAAAGGAUGAGCGCGGAAGAGGCGCCAACGAGAACGGAAAGGGGUGCAAGAGGUGGGGCAGCGCUACGUGUCAGCAAGGCAAGGAGGCGUAAUAAGAGAAAGGUGAUUACGUCUUCCAGCGCCAAGCACGAAACUGAGUUUGACGACAACUGGGGCCAUGUGGCUUCGGAUGUGGACCUGGCUUUGACCCAGUGGUUGGAGGAAGAUCUGGAAAACAAGAGCGGAAUCUUAAGCGGAUCGGAACGGGUGACAGGGAACGGAAUGAGUUCCUCGAGAGGAUUUGUGAGGAAAGAAGCGGAACUUGGCGUGUUUGCUGCGCAAACCAAAACGGUGCGCACAGCGGAGGUGAGGGAGAGCGCGUCGCAAGAAGCGCGCGCAGCGCGCGGUGACCGGAAGGAACGAAGUCGGAACGGAGAAACGGAACGGAAGCAAGGGAGGACGGGACGCAGCGCUGAUAGCGGGGCGAGCGAAAUUUCCGAGGUUCUCUCCGCAGGCAGCGGCGGCGGAAGGAAAGCAAAGUCGAGAAAAGCGUCACAGCAGUCGGACCGUCCCAAGAGGGCCUCGUCAGAUGCUUCGACUCGACGUCGAGAAGGAUCCGGUAAGGUUAGGAGUCUCUCGCCUCACAGCGGUGGACAGGAUUUAGUGUCAAGGCCUCUCUCCGAGGGGAUAAGAGAAGUGCCGAUGCGCGCGAGCGAGUCGGGGAAUAAAAGCACGCGCGCUGCACGGCUGGGGCGGCUGAAGAGCCGGCGCAAGGUGACUGCCACCGCCACCAUGACGUAUUUCGUCGUGUCCGAAUCGGACGAAUCGGAGGCGUCCGAUGGUGAGGAUCGGACGGCGGGGGUAAACGUGCGCCCCGCGCUCCGCCGGAACAUGGUGGCCAGCUUUACGUUCAAGACGGAAGCCGAAGGUGUUGGCAGAGAUUGGUAG
Klebsormidium nitens is the source of this 2947-nucleotide messenger RNA. NCBI's taxonomy places the organism in Eukaryota, Viridiplantae, Streptophyta, Klebsormidiophyceae, Klebsormidiales, Klebsormidiaceae. The record is from the annotation of a GenBank genome assembly.